Molecule: messenger RNA, 7878 nt
Organism: Symbiodinium natans
Lineage: Eukaryota; Dinophyceae; Suessiales; Symbiodiniaceae
Source: the annotation of a GenBank genome assembly
AUGGCGGACGGGGAGUUUUCGGACCUGGAGGGAGUCCCAUUGCUGAUCUUAGAGGCUGGGGAUGGCUCCACCAUUGCUUUUUAUACUUCCGGCACAACUGUGCGCCGCACAAUUGUGCAAAAUGGCACAAGCAACGAUUCAGCAGCCGGGACGGUGGCCUUCACUGCGAAGAAAAGCACCGGGAUCUUCGUACCCGAGGACGAUGAAGAGUACCAGCUGCUUCCACAGGCGAAUGAGUCAGACAAAGUUCUCGAAACAAAAGAGGGCGGAGAGCCAUCUUCGCUGAUUGGCCUCAAAUUAAGCUCCUCACAUGUGCAAGAAUCUCAAGGCACCGCGCCGGCUGCUUUCAAGGAAAGUCCGAGCUCUCCGGCCUUGGGCCACUGGCUUAGCCAUGGACACUGUGACAAUUCUGCACCAUGGGAGAACACAAUGCGGGUGGAAACGUGGACGUCGGAAGUGCAGUUUUGUGUCUUGCAUGACAAGGUUCCAGCCCGGAACAUGCUGCACUGGCCACUCGUGCCCAGCUUGCGACCAGUUCAGCGCCUUGGUCGUGACAACGGCAACGGCAGCAUCACAAGACUGAGCAAGGCAGCGAGGCCCAUUGACUGGUCAGCACUAGCGCCUGCAGACGUGGCUUGCGUGCUCCAAGACUGUGCAGCUAAUGCAGCAUUCCUAUGGCUCGUGCCUGACAGCGUGCUCUUCAGCGCCACGUUGGACGAACAGGACUUGCCGGACGCUGGGAGGCAUGUCUCCCCGCACAGAGACAGGCCGAACAGUGCAACCAAUGGGAUCUUGAGUGGGGAGCAUGGAAAGCCCUUGGUCCUGGUCUUGGCAGCUGUUACACUGAGACAUGCCGAGCAAACUGUUUGGCUGCCGAAGUGGCUGAUGGGAAAUCGAGAACGUCAGCUGACCGGCUUCGUUCAUCCCGCGACCGCCGACGGAUUGAUGAAGGCAGCCCACGCCCGAUUGCGCUCAUUGGCGAGCGACAAGCACACGCAGGAGUCCUCUCUUGCUGCGGUCCUGGAGCUGCGCAAGUUGCCCCUUGUCCAAGAUUGCAUUUUCACCCUGCAUUUCACCAUGUUACGCCUUCUGUCACCAGACUGCGUGAAAGGGCGUGUGGAGACCAUUGACGCAGCUGCAAUUGGCGUCAGAGCAAAGGCGAAGGGAACCGAGGGAUGGAGGCUCGUCAUGGCACCCUCCGGGACACCUGCUGAGAUGUGGCAUUGUGCGAGCUGCCCCGUUGUUCUGCCCUUUCGCUACGCCAACGGACGGGGGAGCAUGUUGCCCUUGUUGAGUUCGACCAGACCAAGCACAGAGGGCAAGACGGACAGCCCUCGCGUUCAAGCUGGUCCCUCCUUCCCGAGGGCUGGAUGUGUGGAGCCAUCGUCAGACUGCAUCGCCGCGCUCCUGCGCGAGCUGCAGAUGCCUCGCCUCAGCUGGGCCGAGGUCUUGCUGGAGCACGUGUUUCCAUGGGCGUCGAAUGAAGUCGAGGUGGCCACCCGCCAAGGUCUCAUGCUUGCCGUGGUGCAACGCUGGAGGGAGAUGGAUCUCGCCGGACACGAGAAGUGCAUUCAGGCUUUGCAGCAUGUGCCGUUCAUCUCCACUGUGGAUGGGAAGAUGAGCAGUCCCGCAGCGCUGCUGGAUCCAAGAAAAGAGGAGCUGCGAAGCCUCUACAUUGGAGACACGGGGCCUUUUCCGGCGGCCGAAGUGCGAACAGUGCUUCAGCCUUUGGUUCAACGGGGCCUUCUGCGAUUCCGGCAGGAACUUUCGCUCGAGGAGCUGAACGAAAGACUUGCUUUCCUCGAUGCCUUCGAGGGUAGCAGCGCACCGGACCCUCGUGGUGAGACCGGGAAGGCUCCGCAGGAAGGUGACGAGUGGGACAAGGUGUACGCAUGUGCUCAGAGCCUCUUACAGUAUGUGGCUGUAUCCGUCAAUCCGAAGUGCGAGGAGGCCCAGAAAGCCGCUGCCAAAGCGCCGGCUUCAGAUCCCAAGCCGGCGGCGAAGCAGGUCGGGCAGAAGUAUGCAGAAGAGAAAGCGCGGGGAAGCUUCUUCUUGUGGCCAUCAAUCCUUCCGAUCGGUGACUUCUUAUCCUCCGGCACCACCUCUCCUGUUGAGCAGACGGAGCAGACUUCGGAGGUGCAAGAGAAGGCUGAGGAAUGGGGCGAGAUGGAGGUGGAGACUUUGAAAUGCAAUCUUCGUGUUCGCAGAUGGAUGCCCGCAGCCCGUGCGCCGAGAGAGUGGUUGGAUGCGGUCCCUUGGACAGGACACGCACACAAGUUUUGGCGACCCUCUGAAAUGGUACUGAUGAAUGACUUCUGGCUUUGUGGUGCCGCUCUCCCUGUGCUCAAUUUGGACGCACAGCUCAUGUUGUCGGGCGAGCGCAGAUCCGCUGCAGAGGCCAGUUUGCUCAUGCUCCUCGGCAUUCCAAGCCAGUUGCCGAAUGGCCAGAGGGUCAGCUGUGCAUGGUCCCAGUUAAGCGCCAUAAGACUCUGGUGGUCAACUCGCUCUCCGGAAGGGAAAGAAGAUGCUGGUUCUGCUUGGGUCACGAAUUGCCUGUACCACCAUGUGUAUCCCUUGCUCAACCAAGAGGAGGAAGAGGAGGCACAUGGAACAGCGGUCAUCACGGAGCUUUUUGUGGCCGGCGCCUUCGUGCCGCUGGAAGAUUUGUCAUCCAGCCAGGACUUUGGCAUUGCUGGACUGCAUCAAGUGCCAAAGGAGUUGCAGAGCAGUGCGCCCCAGCUCUGCAGUGCGAUAAAGCAGAACUUCAAGGCGGCAGACUUGAUCCGUGCGCUGAAGCGCUUGGCAGACACGGCAGACAAGCGGGAGACGCGGCAGCUCGCAACUACCGAAACAGAGACGGCUGUGAGGUUGGCGAUGGCCUUGUCCGAGCGCAUUCGAGGUCAUGGUGAGACGAUCAGCGAUGUCAUCCUCAUGCCCACCAAUCAAGGUACCCUGCGUCCUUCCAGGCAAUGCGUCUUCAACAACAUGCGAUGGCUUUCAGAAGAAGAGCAGCAGAAGAGGAGCCGAGCUGUGACCAGCAGUGGCCUCGACUGGGUACACCAGAGUAUCUCUAACGAGGUCGCACAAUCACUUCAGGUGCAGGGCCUGAGCACACAGGUCGCAGCAGAAGCUCUAACCGAAGAGAAGGACCCAGAAUGGUUUGAGGCAGCCGGGCAGCAAGAGCCCCUGACUUCACGCCUGCGCUCGCUGAUUCGGGACAUGCUUGACACCUCCGCCUCAGCAGCGCAGGACCUCGGGCUUUUCAAGGCAUUGCUGCAGAAUGCCGAUGAUGCGACAGCCACUGAAGUCAACUUUGUUUGGGACUGGCGAAGCUUCGGAGGUCAGUCGCUGAUGUCACCCGAGAUGGCACGCUGGCAGGGCCCCUGCCUGUGGGCUCAUAACAAUGCAACGUUUUCUCCCGAGGACUUUGAAAACAUCACGCAGCUGGGUUCGAUGCAGAAGAGCAGGUCUCAGAGCCGCAAAACGCAGAUUGGUAGGUUUGGUCUUGGCUUCAACUCCGUCUACAGCAUGACGGACUUGCCCAGCAUCCUGAGUGAUGACAUCGUCUUGUUCCUCGACCCGCACGUCCAUCAUCUGCGUGGCAUGGGGGCAUCAGCUGUCAAGCCCGGCAUCAAGCUGCGAUUCCUGAAAAUCGAUGUCUUGGACAAAUUCCGUGACCAGUUCGAACCAUACCACGGUAUGUUCGGCUGCGAUUUGGCAUCUUCAAUGCCUUUUCAAGGGACUUUGAUCCGCCUCCCAUUUCGCACACCAGAAUCGUCCAGACUGAGUGAAAUUAGCAAGACAAUGGUGUCCACAGAACACGCGACAGCCUACCUCCAGGCAUUCAAGGAAGCUGCGGCUGAGUGCUUGGUGUUCCUGCAACAUGUGCAGCGGGUUAACUUCUGCUGGAUUGCCCCUGAUGCUGGUCCACAUGCUGUGCCUGCAGCCUUGCUGCAAGUCCAAAUCAUGCCAUCAAGUGUGCCGGCUUCUCUGGGGCUCGCAGGCAGCCAGAAUGGACACGACGUGCAGGUUUUCACGGAUGAGCGCGCGCUGGAAUACCGUCGAGUGUUCUCUUCGCGGUCGCUUCAGAAGAGCAAGGAGAAGCAGUCCUUUAUCUCUGAGCUUCUAAGCCGCUUGGGCGUCCAGCCAACAUCAGAAGAUACAAGGCCGUACGUCAGCUUCAACGUGGUCAUAUCCGUGCGCUGGACCUCACCGAGUGAUUUGCAGAGCUCCGGAAAGGAACCUGUCGAGGUUUUGGAAGCUUGGCGGCUCUUCCUUCAGCAUGACAAUCCGGAAGACGAGCGCUGGAAGUCUGUGCUCGUCUCGGAGACUCAGACUGGCUUUGACUACGUCCCCUUUGCGGGCCUUGCCGUGUGCCUCUCCCGAGAGCUCCAAGGGCCACGAAUCUGCUGCUUCCUGCCCUUGCCCAUCACAAGCUCACUUCCAUUUCUCAUCAACGCCAACUUCUGCCUCACAGAUCCCACAGCUCCCGGGCGCUUGGAUCUGGCAGCCGGAUCGGGCUUCGCUUCUGACUGGAACAGCAUGCUCCUGCGUCACAUCGUGGAGCCUCUCAUCUGCACGUUGGUGAGAGAGCAGGCUGGAGCCCUCCAUGCCAUCCGGAGCCGACGCCCAAAGGGAGCGGAGGCUGCAUAUUGGGCCAUUGGGAAGGAAGGGGUUUGUGCCUUGAUGCCCUGCAAAAAUCAGCUGCCGCAAAGUCUGCAGAAGCUUCUGAACCUUCCCUCCAUCUACAAAGAGCUCUCAAACGCUCCUUUGUUCCCACCUUUGCUCUUUACGAGACCGAACCCAGCGGCUGCCGCAGCUUCGGAGCUCGUGGAAAGUGCACGCUCCUUUGCAGCUCAGAUAUUUCACGGCGAGAUUGACACCAAGCCUUCUGCGAAGCUGUUGUCUUUUACAGAUUCCGUGCAGCCUCUGGCUCCGAUCGAGGGGAAAGGCAAGCAGCACCAGGUUGUUCACGAAUACCUGAGUGGCUAUUCUGGAACGGGAGGAAAAGCGUACAGGUUCUGUGACGUCGCCUGCAGCGUAUCCGAAGAGUUUAAGUCGGCGAACUUGUGCCGGCACGCAGAGGUGAGCCCGGCCUUCUUGCUGUCGUGCCUGCAAGACGACACGCGCUGCAACGUCGACGCCUUGACUGCGAUAGAGCUCUUGGGCUACGUGCUAAGCGAAGAGAUUCCAACAGAUGUGGUGACAGCACUGGGAGGCUUGAAGUUGGCCCCACUGUGCAGCGGAAAGGUCGCAUCCUUUGGCACCGGCAACACGGGCGGCUCGAUGCUCUACUAUGCCUUUCCGAGUGGAUCAGCUUCCAGCUCCCUGGCGCAGCAGGUGCUCAAGCAACUUGUCCCAGCUGUGACGCUGGACCUGUCCAAAGUGGGCGAGGAUGGAGUCGCAAGGUUGGGCGCUAAAGCGCCCAGUCUGGGUAUUGAAGAUGUCAGAACAUCGCAGCAGCUGGCCAGGGCUCUAAUCGCCGGGUUUCCAGCUUUCCAAGCCGCGCCUCUUGAGUACUCCUCGCUGCAAGCGACAAUUGAAGCUAGACUGGGAGGUCCGCUGAGAUCCGAAUCGUUUCGCCGAGCUCCGGCCCAGUCACUCAAGGCCUUUGGCGACGAAGCUGCGGCCCAGUCAACCCUUUGUGCCUUCUGGGAAUUUGCCAAGUUGGAUGGGCUGUGUGAGGAUUUCUUGGCUGCUUUUGAUCGGUGCUGGGUGCUUCCAGCAUGGGACCCGACCGAAGGGCCGUCAAGCUCUCCGAUGGAUCGCCAGCUCAUGCUGCUGCCGCUUAGCAAGGAAGAGCCGCUGCUGUUGCCGCCGUCGGAGGACGCUGAGACAGAUCCGCUGCUAGCCGAAGUGGCCAGGGUGCUAUUGCCAGAUCGCUUUGUCAAUGCCAGUCACCCAGCCAUGACGGCGAGUGUGGUUCACUUCCUGCAGCAGCAGGGAAUCAUCCUUCCGUUUGGCCGAGGCAGCAUGCUUACGGUGCUUGCUGCGUGGGCAUCAGCUUUGGAGCAGUUGGGAUCUUUGAGCAUCCGUUGCCAACGCUUGCAACCGCGGCUUUGCCACUACCUGUGCUCGGAGCUGUGCCAGGCCAUCUGCGACCCCAUCGCUUCGUCAGAUCUCAGGACGACCAUUGAGAACCGAGCAAGUGUUGUCUGUCGGCUUCCGAUUUUCCUCGCUGAGUCCGAGCGCCGAGGGGAUGAACAGGCUCAGGCCUUUCGCGCCCUGGUGCACUUGGCCGUGGUGGAAGGUGAGCCUCUGCAGCUGGACGCGCCGCCCGUGAGGCUGGACCUGGAGUCGAGCUUCCUGUUCUUGGCCUCGCCCAAGACGCCUCCGGAGGUUGCGAGGGCCCUCGCCUUGCCGGAGGUCAAGGAGCCCCUGCUUCAGCAGCGCAAGUACUUCGAUGCCAAGUCGUGGCUGCAUCAGCAAGUGCUUCCGCAUUUGGCGGACAUGGCGGAGGGCGACCAGGUGCGAUUCUUAGAAAGGUUGCUCCCGCUCAUGGAUGAUCUCGAGGAAGCCAACUCGGAGCCGUAUCUCGUUCCGGCAGAAGUACAAGGCAGACUCAUGAAGCCACCGUGCACCAUCUUGGACCCGCAAGACUUCAUGAUCCAGGAAGUCUUUGGUGCGCGGGGGGAUGCCUGGCCCAAGUUGGGAAGCCACCAUCAGUUCCACUUCCCUUCCAAAGCAAUGUCGGCGACGGUCCUCAGUCAUCUCAGGCGCCUGGGCAUGAGAAAGAGUGCCGGCGACGCGCGAUGCCUGGCAUACCUGGCACAGGCGCUCCGCGAACAGCAUCGAGACUUACCAGGCCAGAGAUAUGGAGAAGUUCAGCGAAGUCUGAUGCAGAGAAUAGUGGAAUCUUGGAGCUCAUUCACCGGCCCGCACCGGGACAUGGUCCUUGACCAGGAGUUCGUGGACAUCUCAGAUGAAGCGGACGGUGGAGAACAGCCCGGCAGCCUCUUCGCUCUGCGACCUUUUCGAGAAGCACGCUCCACAGAGCGUCUCCUCAAGCUAUCGGCUUUAGUGUCUCGCGUGAGAGAUACGGACCCCUAUCUUUGCUGGACAAGCCUACCACUGUCUCCAAGAGGCUUUCCCGAGUUCGAGGGGUACCGCCGUCCCACGCUGGAGGACGUCCUUGCGCAUGCACGCUCGGUCGGUGGUCUUGCUGAUGGAGCUGUUCCGUCUCAUCUGUGGGAAGAGUUGAAGGAGAAGGUGGUUGGGCAGAUUUGUCAGUUCUUGGCCGAGUCACCCUUCUUCCAGAACCUGGAGGCCAUGCCUCUGGAUGAUGAGCAGAUUGAACUUAGAACGCCCGAGACGAUCGCCGCUCACUCUCAGAGAAGGGCUCGGAUUUGCUCGCAGCUUCGGAAAGUCAAGUUCUUGGCUGUUCCGCUGGAGAGCGGCGUCGCCAGUCCGCAUACCUUGGUAGCCCCCUGGCGCAUCUCCUUGGUGCUGAAGGAACAUCGGCCGCCAAUGUUUGCCUUGCCUGCCUAUUUGUCAGAGCAUGUUACGGUGCUUCGGAUGUUGGGCGUCCGUGAUGCCUUGGAACUUCCACAAGAAUCAGUCGGUGGUGCAGAGACAGACAUGGCUCGCGUUGCAGACGAAGCGAUGACGUGGUUGUUCGAGAAUGGUGCCGAAAGCUUUUCUGAUGUGACGUUGCGCUGUGAUGGCGGCUCGCUCUUCCUUCAUCGCAACAUUCUCAUGGCCCGCAGCGAAUACUUCAGAGCGAUGUUCCAGGGCGAGAGUGGGUUUCGAGAAAGCCAAGAAGGGGGAGCCGAGGUCUGUCUCUACGAGAUCCCACUGGAAGUCGCCAAGAUCCUAUUCGGCUACUUAUACCAUGGCAAAGUUGAUGAACAGCCUCUUGAAGGUCCUGAAGGAACGUGA